Molecule: messenger RNA, 4676 nt
Organism: Manduca sexta (tobacco hornworm)
Lineage: Eukaryota; Metazoa; Arthropoda; Insecta; Lepidoptera; Sphingidae
Product: band 4.1-like protein 4
Exons: 20
Coding region: 385-3018 (877 amino acids)
Cellular component (GO): cytoskeleton
Source: RefSeq, a predicted model, not a curated record
GAGUCGUGUUCGGUGUAUCGGCAGGCAGCACGCCGCCCCACUCGGAUAACUUACGCUCGCGAAACCAUCCCUUUUGUUUAUAACACUUGUUGUGCUCCCGGUUCAGUGUUAACUUUUAUAUUUAUCAAAUGUUAUACAAAGUUUUAGUCAUUUUUAAAAAUGUGGACAGUUCCAAAUAAAAGUGUCGUGAAGUGUUCCUAGAAAUACCGGCUCUGUCAUUCAUAUUGUUGUCAAGUACGAUUUAAGUGCAAAAAUCUGGGAUUUGAUUGACAAUGUUUUUUAACUCUGUACUCUACCGUUUUUGUGUAAUAUAAUAAAGAGAGUUGUGCAAGUUUAAAUCAUAGAGUAUUGUGGAGCGGGUCGGUGUUGCGCUGCGGUGGCAGUAUGAUGGACUGUCUGUGCCCCGCGCCGCGCACGCUGGCCUGCCGUGUCGUACUGCUCGACGAACGGGAACUCUUCCAUGAGUUGCAGGAUAACAAUACAGGACAAGCGCUGCUCGACGUUGUAUUUAAGCACCUUGACCUUCUGGAAACUGCUUAUUUUGGCCUCCGAUACGUCGAUCAAGAUAAUCAGACUCACUGGUUGGAUGCUGGCAAAAGACUUCGCCGACAGCUCCGAGGCACCGAUCCGCACACAUUCUAUUUUGGCGUAAAAUUUUAUGCAGCGGACCCUUGCAAGCUAUUGGAAGAAAUCACUAGGUACCAAAUAUUCCUCCAACUAAAGCAAGACGUGUUGCGCGGCCGACUUCCAGUAAACUUCGAUCUCGCCGCUGAACUUGCUGCCUACGUCUUACAAUCUGAGUUGGGCGAUUAUGACCCGCGGCGUCACGCGCCCGGCUACGUGUCCGAGUUUAGGCUGUUGGCACACCAGACGCCGGAGCUGGAGGCGCGAGCCGCUGAGAUACACCGCACACUCAUCGGAAUAUCGCCCGCGCAAGCUGAAUUGAGCUAUUUAGAUAAAGUGAAAUGGCUAGAUAUGUAUGGCGUAGAUUUACAUCCCGUUUUGGGCGAAGACAGCGUGGAAUAUUUCCUAGGAUUAGCGCCGAGCGGAUUGUUACUUCUACGAGGGAAGCACACCGUCGCUAAUUACUACUGGCCUCGAGUUUCCAAAUUAUAUUACAAGGGACGCUACUUUAUGCUUCGAGUGGCGGAUAAAAACAACGACACAUCGACAUACGGUUUUGAGUCGCCAACGCGAGCGGCGUGUCGGCAUCUCUGGCGGUGUUGCUCUGAUCACCACACGUUCUUCCGCCUGCAACAGACCUCGCCUGCGUCUGCUGACAUGUUCUCGCUAGGCUCAAGACUGAGGAAUAGCGGGCGCGGCGCGCGGCCUCGUCCGCCGCCCAGCUUCACGCGCACACCCUCGCGCCGCAACGCGCGCCCUCACACCUCACAUGCGUCCCUACAUGAUGUACCAAAACUAGAAGACUUGAGAAUAAAAGACUGCCCAGAAAUAAAACAACCUACCUCCGUACACCGGCCCAGCUCUUUACUCGUUAGGAUGAACGGUGAAGUGCCGGGAUGCGACGGUGUGAGUACCGGCGGGCCCGGGGGCUCGCCGCGCUCGACCCGGUCAGCGCCCGCGCGCCGCCCUGGUCUGUACUCCGCCUCGCCGACGGCAACGCGUCCGCCGCCUGCUCCUCGCCACCGCUCAGCCUCCGUGGACUCGCAGAGCUCCAAUGACUCAAGGUCUAAUAGAAAGCAUAAGCAUCGUUCACGAAGGCAACAAUCUGAUGCGGAGAGUGAACUGUCCCGCGGGUCGGGUCGCUCCGGCCGCCGACACCGCCGUCACCGGUCCCGGCACAAGCACGAGUCCGGCUCCGAGAGGGACGAUUCACAACCAGAUACCAAAGAAUAUGAACUGGUUGAUUCAGAAUCACAGUGGAAAGAAGUACUGCGACAGUCGUCAGUAGGCAACAGUGUUCAGGUGGCAAACGUUCGACGUUCGCAGCUGGAACCAGAUACUGGAACUCACCGUUCAUCUCAUAGGCAUAGAAAGCAUCGAAAGCACCGGUCUCGUUCCGGUUCUCCCAAUGACAAAAAGUGGCUGCCGAGUGAAGUGAAGCAACAUUUAGAGUUCUCGUUAGUUGAUACCACAGGCAUGACAGAAGAACAACUAAAAGAGAUACCUUACACAGUGGUGCAAACCAGUCAUGCACGCCAGACGAAGCUUCGUACAUCAUCAAAACACCGACAAGCCGAACACGGGUCACUCGCAAGGCGAGAAAAGAGUUCCUCCUCACACAAAUUAACGCUCGAUAGUCACAAUCAAGGCUCUCUUAGAUCUAUUUCAAGUACGCUCAGCUCACAAAGAAAUAGCAGCGAAAAACACAGCCGACGUAUUUACCCAAACUACGAUGAAACAAUCGGUCAGACUGAUGAUAUUUUCUUAUCAAACAAUGAAUACAAAGGGAACGUCACCCCGGCGUCGAUUAACAAUAACCCGUACAGUCCGGUGACGAACAGUAACAGCAAUAGUUCAAGCGGGGAACUGAUAUCGGGCAGCGCUAGAGUUUCUCAUGAGCACACCGACUCAGGACUGGGAGCUGACCAGGAUUAUGCUUACUCUUCUGAGAGGUCGAGCGACAGUGCCAAGUGUGGAGCGGGCGGCUCCGUGGCCCCAGUGAGUAAGCAGCGGCCGGGUGGCGGGGGCGGUCGAUCAGCGCGUGAGAUGGCGGGGGCCCGGGGCGCGGGGUACGGCCCGGCGUGCGGCACGGGGUACGGUGCAGGGUUCGGUUCGGGCAGCGGUGCGAGCGCACGCCGGCCGCCCGCCGCACCGCGCGCCGUUUCGGGAUCUCAACGCUCGCUGCUGUCCGUGGCCAGCGACAGCGCCACAGCACGCCGGCCGCGUGACCUCGCGCCCCGCUCCUACCAUUAUGCGCCGGAUGGGGGCUUUUCUCUCUUCGUUGCAGAGCAAUUGAACACUUCAAUGGACCCGUCGGGUACAGCGGACGCUCCGAGCAAGGCAUUCGGCAACGAAACCAAUCUCAGGGCCGCAGAGAUGAGCACUGAACUCUGAUUUGCGCCAAAAAUUAUAAUUUCUAAAUACUGCCACGGAUGUUAGAGUGAAUGGAAUACUCAUUAUAGUUAAAUUAUUCUGUAGCUUAAGAUCUUUGACGCCACGAUUUCCAGUUAGCUUAAAUUAUAAUUUUGGCAUUUUGUAUUGUGAAUAAAUGUAUGUUUAUUUCACAGUUUGUAAAUAUUUAUUGUACAUAAAUUGUUUUGACAUCAUUAUCUACUCAUGAAUUAUAUAAUAUUAUAAUCAAAAAUAAUUUUGAGGUCGACGUUACGGAAAUGUAAUAUCUUGUGCCAAAGAAUUUUCUACUAAAAUGUUUUUCAAAUCGAUACAUAAUGUAAUGUUUUAAGAACAUCUAAUUUAUUUUUAUUCAUUACUUUAUACAAAAUUGUAUUGAAGACAUGAAAUUAAAAAACUAAGCCUAAUUCUGGGCACUAACUACAACUCGUUCAUAGAAAAAUAUUAUUUAGAAUGUAAUAUCUUAUUAUAUUAUGUUCAUAGUCUGUUUCAAAACAAAAAGGCGAAUACUGAAAAAGCAUAUACAUGAUUAGUAAAAAAAAACAUUUUAUUACUCAGAAUUUUUUUUAUUAAUAAUUUUUAUAGCGUUACCAUCAAAAACGUAUUUUUUCAAAAUUUUAUUUGUAGCAUUGUUGUACCGUUGUUAUGUAGUUUAGUUUUAUAAAAUUGUUUUAAAACUAUUUUGAAUGGAAAACUACAAAUAAUAUUUUAUAUUCUACGAGAAUCUAAAUCAAUUUGUAUCUAAUAAUACAGACCGAAUUAAUAUUUUUGCACACCGAUGAUAACCGCAAUGUUUAAUAUUAUACUUAUCAUAAUUUCAUAUCAAUUGGUCGAAACAAUAAAAAUAACCAUUACACGCGAAAAUUUAUCUUAAACUGAUAAGAAAACACAAUUGAAACGGUAUGAAGCAAAUGGUAUCUUUAUAUUGAAGGUAAAUUUUCGGACCAAAGUCGCGUGGGAAAUAUGAGAAUGAAACCCACGUGUAAAGGAUUUCCGUCAUUAAUCCUAUACUUACACUUUUAUAUAAAAACCGCAUUUGUACAACGUGUUACGUUUGCAGCUAUCUGUUCAAUGAAAUACAAUAUUGCUUUGCAAGGACUGUAAAUAUUAGGACGUAAGCUUUCUUUACCAAUCAGCGUGUACAUAGAACAAAUACCAUUGUAUUAUGUAUAUAAAGUAAUAACCAAAUUGAACAUAGUUUUCCUUAACACAUCCAAGUUAAUACGCGAUAACAACAGUCGACUUCAAAGAUUAUUAAACUCACAGUAUUUAUACAUUGAAUAAAUGAUACAAAUAAAUGUUUGUAAUUUCAUAGAAUGAAUAAUGAAAGAAAUAUAUUAAAUUUAAAUGUUUCUGCUUAUUUAGCAUUACCUAUAAAUAAUUUGACAGCCAUAACUUUCAAUUAUUAUACGCGAUAAUUGUUUACAAGCAAGAAACAAUUAAAUUUAUAAUGUAAAAUAAUUUCAAUUAAGCAAUAACUUGGAGACCGAAUCAUUAAGUAGGUCAAAUGUUUUUAUACUGGGAAAGACUGAAAAUAGUUCACAUAAUUCCUCAUUAUCUCCGAUUUUUGUAAACAAUAACAUUUCGUACGUAUUUUUUCAAAACUGUUUCGAUUGUUCACAUUAAAACAAUCUAUUCCAAAA